Molecule: messenger RNA, 3350 nt
Organism: Caenorhabditis sp. 36 PRJEB53466
Lineage: Eukaryota; Metazoa; Nematoda; Chromadorea; Rhabditida; Rhabditidae
Source: the annotation of a GenBank genome assembly
AUGCUCUUCGCGAUCGUUUACCUACUUCUCGCAUUCGGAGUCACCAAUGGAUAUCUCGAGGACUCGUGGGCCAUGUUCUCUUCGGAACGGCCCGCCGGACCGAAAUGCGUCGAUAUUCCGAGCAAUUUGAGCAUUUGCAAUGGGAUUGAAGUGAGUUUUUCCGGCGUUUUUUAUAGAAUCCAAUCGAUUUUCAGUACUCCCAAAUGCGUCUGCCCAACAUUUUGGACCACGAGACCGUCUCCGAGGCGAUCCACGCGUCAAAAGACUGGGAAAGCCUGCUGCGACUCAACUGCCAUCCGGACACACAGGUUUGGACCCCUCUCAAAAAAUCAAUCGAUAAUGGGUGAAUUGCAGCGAUUUCUGUGCUCGUUGUUCGCUCCGGUGUGUCUCAUGCAAAUGGAUCGAGAAAUAUUGCCGUGCAAGAGUCUGUGUGUCGCUGUGAAGGAGGUAAAACGGUGAAAGACUCUUAGACUGGUGGUGCUAAUGAAACAUACAAUAUGCCAAGAGCGUUUCGUCACAUCUUGCACAGAGUUUCGUUGCGGUUUCAGGUUUUCCACAAAAAAAAAAUGUUUUUGAAAAAUGUUUGCCGCUUCGAAAAAGUAUGAAAUUUGAGGGGAAUAUUGUUCUGGACUAACGACACUCUCUAAUGCCCGGAAAACCCGCAAAUUUGCGGGAAAUCCGGCGUGCGCACAGCUGAACGAGUGUUACCGUACACCACCAUAAAACUACGGUGUAUUUUUUGAAAAAAUGUAGCCGAGAAAUUUGAAAAUUUUCAAAUUUUUUCAACCCCGCAAUUUCCCGCAAAUUUCUGCCGACUUUGGACUGCAAAAUCCGCACUUCAGGGCUGUGAAAACCGAAUGGCCAACUACGGUUUUCCGUGGCCAGAGAUGCUGUCUUGCGAAAAGUUCGAGGACGACGACAUGUGCAUCAAGCCGAUGCAACCGGCAAAACCACCAGCAGGUUUGUAAUGAGAGCAUAUAUCUCGGCUGUGGGUGGAGAUAUCAAAAAGUGGUCAACUGAUAAAAUGUUCAUUAUAAAAUUGUCUACAUUUUAUCAGUUGACAACUUUUUGCUAUCUCCAAGGAGAGCUGAGAUAGAUGGCGCCGUUUACAUAGCGACCUAUCAGUUCGCUAUCCAAUCCAUCAUUUCCUUCUUUUCUCACACUUCAUCCAUCAUUUAUCGGGCGCCUCGGCGCGGCUAAUCAGUCAAAGUCUCACGGACACUUCAAAGGAAUACCGCCGAGCGCUCCGCUUAUCACCCGCCACCAACUAAACACUCUUUUUUGAGGGAUUUUGGUCGAUAAUCCGAUUCAGUUGUUAGAAAUUUUGCCGAACUACGCCUGUUUUGAAGAAAAGUCACAUGUAGACAAGUUGAAACCGACAUUUUUUGAUUUACGCAACGCCGAACACGUCAUUUGAAUUUUUGCGUUACUAUUUCAGCGCUUGGCGGGUGUCUGUAAGAGUCAUGAUGGUUCUUGUGAGCGGUUUGAAACGUUUUGCCGCCGGCGGUUGCCCCCGGGCACGGCUCAAAUUACUUGCGUAUUACAGUAAUGUGAGGAAGCGCAGCGCGCAACAAACUGAGCGCGAGCGAGCGAAGAAAAAGUAUUCGAUUUCAGGUGCGGUACCGCCGUGCUCCGCGUGCUCGCAAGUCGCCACCUACGAGAACCUCGUCGAUCAGUUCUGCAGAUCGCAUUUGGGUGAGAUCGGGGACACUUGUGAAACGUCACACUUUAGUAACACUCGCCCGCUUUUUUUUGGCGCGAAUUUUAGAUUCGAAACUGAAUACGAUGCAACGAACAGAGAGAACAGAGAUUAAACGGUGCAAGGAGGUUGGCACUGUGCCAAGAAAUGCUGUUUUAUCGAUGCGCGCCACGGCGACCAAAAGUUUAGAAAGGGGCGUGGCCUAAUCUGAGACGCGUUUUCUGAAAAUUGCCGCAUUUUCAGCACACUUUUCCUAUGUUUUUGUGUUUGAUAUCGACGUAAGCACGGUCUCCAGAGCUGACAAUAUGGGCGUGGCCUCGGCGGCCAAAUGGCGUUUUCUCUGAUUUUUGGGUGGUCAACGGCGAUGAAAAAUGAGUGUUCGACAUGAAAAUACACUAAUUCUCACAGAAUUAAUGACGUUUUGGCGCAUUUUUCGCAGAUUUCGCUUUUUCGAAAAAAAAAAAUUUUUCCAAAAAACCGCACUUUUCAUUUUGCGCUUUCUUGACCGUUUUCGGACAGAAUUGGUUUUGAGAAUGAUAAAUCACGUAAAUACAAGCAUUUUGAGCGCUCGAACCGCGAAAACUACCGAAAAGCAACUGAAAUUCACGCAGUUUUAGCCAAAAACCUUCAAACUUGACCAAAUUUGACGCUCUUUCGCUUAAAAAAUUCGUAUUCGCCUAUAAAAUCGGUCGAUCGAGAGAAAAAUGAGAAAUUAUCGAUUUUUCGUGGCUAAUCUCUCGAAAAACACAAAUUUUGCUGUUAAAAUUUGAAUUUCGCGCCAAUCAAUGUAUCGCCCCAUUGUCAGCUCUGGAGAGAUGGUUAUAAACGUUGUGAAAGUGUAAGUUUUCAACGGAAAAGGUGUUCAAACAUGUUUUUGGCCGUUUUUCAUCUUGAAAAUCAGAAUCCGGGCCGUCGCGUUUCUAAUCCAUAACUAUUGUAAAAUCAUGUGUGCCAUCGUGGUUCUUUUUAGUUUAUUUGGGUUGAACGAGCGUUGAUUUUUACAGUGAUGAAAGGAAAAGUGACACAAAUCUCGUCGACGCACAUUUCGGUUCGAAACGGACGAAGUCUGAAGAAGGGCGAUCGGAGGAGGAGCGUUCCCGAGACUGGUCAGCUAAAAAAAAACGCUUUUUGGAACAGUAAAGAGCAGGCAAAAACUAUACUGUUUCUUCAAGACAAUAUAUCUCAGCUGGGCGUGGAGAUAUCAACAAGUUGUCAACUAGCAAAUUGUUCGUCUAGACAUGAUGUACAUUUCAUCAGUUGGCAACUUUUUAAUAACUCUACAAACAGCCGAGAUACAUUGCCAUAAAAAACCGUUCCAUUUUCCAGAAAUCCUUCUAUCCGCCGAGUCGACCGGUUGUCCGUGCAAUGUUUCGUCAAAAGCGAAAAACGAAAAGUUGUUGGUUAUGGCGAGCCGGCAGCCCGACGGAAAGUACCUGGCCAACCUAGUUUUGCCGUGGAAAAAAGACAAGGUACGUUCGAAUCGUUCCCCCAAAAACCGAUCCGAUUGUAUCAGAACUUCAAACGUGCGGUCCACCAGUUCCAACGUCUCAACUGUCAAUCUCUGGGCCGUGAGAUCCGUGAAUCGGCGUCCCGUCGUCCGCAUUAUUACGAAAUGAGACGCCACAAUACCGGAAGAUUCCAGUUGUUCUGA